Rhinocladiella mackenziei CBS 650.93 is the source of this 927-nucleotide messenger RNA. RefSeq lists its product as uncharacterized. The record is from RefSeq and is a predicted model, not a curated record. The transcript has a single exon. The coding region runs from base 1 to 927 and encodes 308 amino acids. Lineage: Eukaryota; Fungi; Ascomycota; Eurotiomycetes; Chaetothyriales; Herpotrichiellaceae.
AUGGUCAUCUCACAUCCUGCCACGCUCUCUGGAACUGGAAAACCGCAUCGCCGUCAAACUUCAAGCAUACAGUUAGUGGAUCCGUCCACUUUUAUGUCUCAGGCCAAUAAGAUCAUGUCAUCUCUGUCACGAGUGAGUGAGCAACCGCAGGCACAAGGCCCAAGCCCUUCCGAAGUUAUCCAUUCACAUGAAAAUGUGCCGGCCCUUCCAUACGGCCCUAAUCAGCCAUUUACUCAGAAUCCUGACCAAGAUAUUCGAAAGGUUCCUGUCGACGAAUUGGCCUAUCCCAUUAAUGCAGUGAUCAGACCGGCUGAAAUUUCUACGCACACUCAUGGUGCUCCAAAUCUUGCAAACCUGUCUGAUUUCUCGGGGUCUCUUGGGGUUCAUGAGUCUCCUGCAGCUGCUGCAACACAUCCAAAUACGCAUGCAGAUACCCUUGUUGGCCUUGGUAUCGAAGGUAUAGAUACUCAGACUACAUGUGCGAACGCAGAUUUCCAGCCUACCGAUGUCACUUCGCUCAAAGCAGAGCAGUGCAAGGGUGGUACUAUAGAAUCCACCAUUUUGUCCCAGGGGCCCAUUGAUACGCAUUUUGUAGAGGAAGGCAAAGUUCUUGUUGAUGGCGUCAGAUACAUUCCCGAAUCUGAACUUUUGCAGAAGUUGGACUUGAAAGAAGCCCUCGUGACAGCUUUCAAAGAUAUCGACAGUCGUGUCUCGUCGAGUCAGAAGUCCGAUUCCGAGAGAGUCGACUCCAAACGAGUUCCAGUCAAGCAAUUGGAGUCCAAGCCUGGCAUUCAGCUGUCAUUGAUUUCAACAACCUCCAUGUCAAGCAAUGUUGUCCAAUCUAUCAUCAAGGCCAAUCCCUUCAGUCCUCGAGAACCAAUUCCUCCUGCAGGCACGGCUGACAAAGCUCCACAGUCCUCUCCGUAA